Molecule: messenger RNA, 880 nt
Organism: Eutrema salsugineum
Lineage: Eukaryota; Viridiplantae; Streptophyta; Magnoliopsida; Brassicales; Brassicaceae
Product: non-specific lipid-transfer protein-like protein At5g64080
Exons: 3
Coding region: 125-667 (180 amino acids)
Biological process (GO): lipid transport
Molecular function (GO): lipid binding
Source: RefSeq, a predicted model, not a curated record
UCCCCUUUCUUCUCCUUCUUCUCACUCUUUCCAGUUUCCACCACACUUCCUCCAUUAAAAACCACUUUCUCUCUCUCUCUCUCACAUAAACACCUAAAAGAGCAAGAGCGAGAAGAAAUCAACAAUGGCCACAUCCAUCUCUACCGCAACCCCUUUGCUUCUCAUCAUCCUUCUCUCGAUCUCAUCCGCCUCCGUUUACGGCGCAUCUCACCACCGCACGGCGGCUCCGGCGCCGGCUGUGGACUGUUCGACCCUCAUACUCAACAUGGCGGAUUGUCUGUCCUUCGUCUCGAGCGGAGGCACGGACGCGAAGCCGACAGGGUCGUGUUGCUCCGGGCUUAAGACGGUGCUUAAGACAGACGCAGAGUGUCUCUGUGAGGCGUUUAAAAGCAGCGCUUCUCUCGGCGUUACUUUGAACAUCACUAAGGCUUCUACUCUUCCCGCCGCAUGCAAGCUUCACGCUCCUUCUAUCACUAAUUGUGGAUUGUCUGUUGCUCCUACCAUUGCUCCAGCUCUGGCUCCAGGAGGAGCUGCUGCUGGACCCGGCGCAGCCGGAAGUCUAGCUCCAAGUCCGUCCACAGGGAACGACGGAUCUUCCUUGAUCCCGAUCUCGUUCACAACCGUAUUCAGCGCCAUAUUCUUCAUAUUGUUCUUGUCUCGUGUUUGAAAGCCUCGACCUUUUUCACCAGUUAGAUUUGGCUGUAUGAAAUGGUUUAGGUUUUUUUCAGACUUAGCUUUGUGUGUCUUGGGGUUUUCUGUUUGAGACCAUCCCGGUUUCUUUAUUAGUUUCUCUUUCGAUAUAUGUCACUACUCUGUUCCGCACAUUGGUCCUUUAAUUUAAGGUUAUCUUGGUCCUUUUAUAUAAGGUUAUCUCUGAUUA